Molecule: messenger RNA, 2591 nt
Organism: Acanthochromis polyacanthus (spiny chromis)
Lineage: Eukaryota; Metazoa; Chordata; Actinopteri; Pomacentridae
Product: NLR family CARD domain-containing protein 3-like
Exons: 8
Coding region: 72-2591 (839 amino acids)
Molecular function (GO): protein binding
Source: RefSeq, a predicted model, not a curated record
CGUUGCUUAGUUGCUUGUGUUUUUCCAACAACAGAGAUUUCUGUUGACACACACCUCACAUUGUUCCCUUCAUGUUUGACACAGAUGAGACUGUUCCGGUACCAGAACCACGUCACAUCACAUAUUACCAACAGAAGCUUCAGUCAAACUUCCAGCACACAUUUCUGGUUACAACAGAGGGGUGGGCAACAGAUGAGGAGCGUCUGGUUGAUAUCUACACAGAGCUGUACAUCACAGCUGGCCGGGACAUGCACAUAAACACACAGCAUGAAGUCAUACAGAUUGACAAGGUGUGGAAGCCAUCAGACACAGAGACACAGAUCCAACCCAGAGACAUUUUCAAGCAUCCUUCUGGAAAAGACAUACCCAUCAGAACAGUGCUGACCAAUGGGAUUGCGGGGAUUGGAAAAACAUUUCUUGUGCACAAGUUUGUGUUGGACUGGGCUGAAGAAAAAAACAAUCAAGACGUGCAUCUUAUUUUCCCGUUCACUUUCCGUGCCCUGAAUUCACUGCAGGGAAAAGAGUUUGGUUUGGCAGAGCUCAUUCAUUUCUGUAUCCCAGAAACUAAAGACGUCACAGUGGAGGCUCUGAAUUACAUCUUUACAGCUCUGCAAUCAUCAGGAAACAGCAGCUACAGCAAGAGCAGAUUCAAACUGCUGUUUGUGUUUGAUGGACUGGAUGAGAGUCGCCUUCGUCUGGACUUUGAUGUCAACAACAUUCUCUCUGUGGACAUAACAAAGUCAACUAAAAUAGAAGUCCUGCUGAGGGAACUUAUCAGUGGAAAACUGUUGCGCUCAGCUCGCCUCUGGAUAACCACAAGACCUGCAGCAGCCUAUCAGAUCCCUGAAAACCUCGUCAACACUACAACAGAAGUCAGAGGGUUCACUGACCCACAGAAGGAGGAGUACUUCAGGAAGAGAUUCAAGGAGCAGACCAGCAGCAUCAUCUCCCACAUGAAGACAUCACAAAGCCUCCACAUCAUGUGCCACAUCCCAGUGUUCUGCUGGAUCACUGCUACAGUUCUGGAGGAGCUGCUGGAAACCAGAGAGGGAGGAGAUCUGCCCAGAACCCUGACUGAGAUGUAUACAGAGUUUCUAAGAUUUCAGAUUGAUCACACAAAAGAAAAGUACGGUCCAGAGAAGUGCAUUCAGUUUAUUAAGUCAUUAGCUAAACUGGCUUUUGAACAGCUGCAAAAGGGCAACCUGAUCUUCUAUGAGAAAGAUCUGAGAGAAAGUGGCAUCGAUGUGAGUGAAGCCUCAGUGUACUCAGGAGUGUUCACAGAGAUCUUCAAAGCAGAGCGAAGACGGAAACAGGAAGACAAAAUGUUCUGCUUUGUCCAUCUGAGUGUUCAGGAGUUUCUGGCUGCUCUCCAUGUCCAUCAGACCUUCAUCAACUCUGGAAUCAACCUGCUGGAAGAAGAACAAAGUUCUUUCAAGAAGCUGAAAGUAUUUCUAAAGAAACCUGAACUAAAAUAUCUCCACCGGAGAGCUGUGGACAAGGCCUUACAGAGUCCAAACGGACACCUGGACUUGUUUCUGCGCUUCCUCCUGGGUCUGUCACUGCCGACCAAUCAGAAUCUCCUACGAGGCUUGCUGACACAGACCAGAAGUAGCUCACAGACCAAUCAGAAAACAGUGGAGUACAUCAAGGAGAAGAUCAGUGAGGUUAUGUCUGCAGAGAGAAGCAUCAAUCUGUUCCACUGUCUGAAUGAACUGAAGGAUGUUUCUCUAGUGGAGAAGGUCCAACAGUCCCUGAGAUCAGGACGUCUGUCCACAGAUAAACUAUCUCCUACUCAGUGGUCAGCUCUGGUCUUCAUCUUACUGUCAUCAGGAGAACAUCUGGAUGUGUUUGACCUGAAGAAAUACUCUGCUUCAGAGGAGGCUCUUCUGAGGCUGCUGCCAGUGGUCAAAGCCUCCAAGAAAGUUCUACUGAGUGGCUGUAAUCUGUCAGAGAGAAGCUGUGGAGCUCUGUCCUCAGUCCUCAGCUCCCAGUCCUCCAGUGUGACAGAGCUGCACCUGAGUAACAACAACCUGCAGGAUUCAGGAGUGGAGAGUCUUUCUGCUGGACUGGAGAGUCCACACUGUAAACUGGAAGCUCUCAGACUUAAUAACUGUAAUCUGUCAGAGAGAAGCUGUGGAGCUCUGUCCUCAGUCCUCAGCUCCCAGUCCUCCAGUGUGACAGAGGUGGACCUGAGUAACAACAACCUGCAGGAUUCAGGAGUGGAGAGUCUUUCUGCUGGACUGGAGAGUCCACACUGUAAACUGGAAGCUCUCAGGCUGUCAGGCUGUCUGGUCACAGAGGAAGGCUGUGCUUCUCUGGCCUCAGCUCUGAGCUUGAAGACCUCAAAUCUGAGAGAGCUGGACCUGAGCUACAACCAUCCAGGAGACUCAGGAGAGAAGAUGCUGAGAGCUAAAGUGGAGGAUCCACACUGCAGACUGGAAACUUUCAGGGUGACGCCUGCUGGAGUCCGAUGGUUGACACCAGGUCUGAGGAAGUAUUCCUGUCAACUCACAGUCGACACAAACACAGUACACAGAGAACUCAAACUGUCUGACAACAACAGGAAGGUGACAUUAUCAGUGAGCGAGUAA